CCGUUCACAACUAUGGAAAUAAACAUUUAAAAUCUUGUAGUUUGCCCAUAUUUGUGUUGCGUUUGACGUCAUAUGAUUCUACUUCCGCGCAAAAAUGAAGCUAUCCAGGUGAGAUUUGCCACCUACCUCUACUGCGCAUGCAUGCAUGUGCAAAAAAACAUGUUUUCAGUGUUCUAACUGUCGAAGGAGAGUGGAGUCUUAAUACAAAAUAAUCCAGUAUUAAUGUAUUUUGUCAUUUAAUAUACAUGUUUACACGACACCCUAUUCAACGAUGACAUUUACAAUGUAUGAUGCUUUUCCUGAACAUGGUAAAAGCAUCACUUGAUAUAAUGAAAGGUAGCUUUUUUCAGCCUUUUACUUAUGCUAUCUUUAAUUAUCAAGUCUUAAUGUAAUGCUGCUUCAAAAAUCGCUAUUGUCAUCGUCAUCGUUGAAUAGGUUGAAAAAAAGCUAUCUUUCAUUAUAUCAAGUGAUGCUUCAUGCUGUUAAAAACGCCAUGUUUGACAUGCUACGUGCCUCUGAAUGUGACUCUCCUUCAAAACGGACGCAUAUUUCGACGUUUACGACAGCUGUUGCACAGUAGCGUGGGUGGCAAAUCUCGACGAGGACGCACUUCUCGUCAUAUUUUACACAAGAGGAGCAAGUACGGUCAUUAUUCUGGAGCGUUCUGAGGAGCUGAAAAAGAUUAUGACGGCCGAAAGCAACACUGUUGCCGCCAAUAGAGCGAAGGAGGACUGCUGGCGGAAAAUUGCUGAGCGUGUGAAUGUGUGAGCGUUUUCAUUCAUUAACGCUCAACAUUGUGCAACUUUGACACGCUAACCCUUAUCCAUUAAAAAAUUACAACUGGAGCAACAACGGUCUUUUUUUCAUCUUUGACCUAUGUCUGUGUAACCCGCCCUGCUUCACACUGCCCGCUCCGGGGCCCGAACACAGGACCUUCGUGAUGGGAGACGAGCGCUGACCACACGGCCAAAAGGCGGGACUGUCGACUGCGUGUUCAGUGCAGCUCUCAAGGCAGAGGGAAUGAGACGUACAGUAGAUGAUGGACCCUGAAGUGUCUCUGCUGCUGCACUGUGCAACCUGGCGGGGGCUGAGGCAGUCACAAGUGCAGGUGGAGCUCUCUGAAAGGUAUAAUCGUCAGACGGACGCAGCUCUUGAACGUCACAUCGAGGAGGUGUGGGCGGCACGGGUGUGCAAGGAGCCGUGGCUUUUCAACGGCGCCAAAUUCAGGCUGCACUCUUUCCACUUGGCGUCACCUUUGAGUCAGUCACCUGCCGCGGAGCUCUCACGUUGCACUCAGUCAUUCCAAGGCUCUACAGAGGAGAAGGGAAGCGUUGAGCCAAUGCAGGUGCCGCUGCUCACGCUGAGAGUUGGACUCACCUCCUACAAGGACUACCUGGGGACCAACUGGUCCGCCCAGGUGGCAGAGCUCCGUGGACGUGGUAAGGCGGACUUCGGCAGUAGCGAUGCCCUGCUGGCCCAACCGUUAGGCGUGGGCGCCAUCAUGUGCACUGGCGACAAACAGGUGGUGUUGAUCAGGCGCAGCCAGAAGGUAGCGGAGGCGGGCGAGAAGCUGGACAUUCCCGGUGGUCACCCAGAACCAAAGCUGGUGUGUGAGAGUCUGGGUGAGGAGAAGAUCACCAUCAACCUGCUACAAAAGCGUCCGGAAGCUGUUGUGUCUGAGCUGUUCUUAUCUGUGUGUGCUGAGAUUAGAGACGAGGUGAACGUCCCGCUGAGUUCCCUCGGAGAGCCUCUGCUGAUGGGCGUCGCCCUGAAUCACACCAGUGCCGGGAGACCGAGUGCAGAGUUCUACGUCAGUUGUUCGCUGUCAUCUGCUGAAGUCAAAGCGCUGUAUUGGAAAGGAGGAGCUGAGGCCAGUGAGUCCACCGACAUCGUCUUCCUCAGCAGAGCGGAGGUGUUGGGGCUGGACAGAGGCAGCCCCCUGUGGUCGGAGCUGUGUCCUUCCGCCAAAGGAGCCGUGCUGCUUUACCAAAGUGUGAAGCCUGGCGUGGAAACGAAAGGCCAACAAAGCAAUGCUCAGAGAUCACAUUAGGCAUGAUGGGAAGCUCUGCUUGAACACUUUUGAGCUUUAUUACUCCUGUCAAGAGUGCUAUGCAAAGAGUAUUCAUUAUUCCAAACUGUCCAUUUAAAACUAUUCAAAUAUUUUCAAUAAAACCCUUUUUUAAAAAAAAACAACAAAAAACGGCAGUUUUAGUCAUAGUUUGUCAAAAGUCAACACCGAUUGAACACUUUUAUUGCAUAGAUACGACUAGAGAUGCACGAUAUCUUUUUGUUUUUGUUUACCAAACAGAUACCGUAACUUUUAAAAAAAAUACAACCUCUGUCAAAAACAAGGGAAUCACCAAUCUCUGGAUGUUCAUUCAGUUGUUUCAUUCUGUAGAGAAAAAGCAG
Messenger RNA from Dunckerocampus dactyliophorus (ringed pipefish), 2409 nucleotides. It is a transcript of the gene nudt22, whose product is annotated as nudix (nucleoside diphosphate linked moiety X)-type motif 22. The record is from RefSeq and is a predicted model, not a curated record. Gene Ontology annotation, molecular function: GDP-mannose hydrolase activity. The coding region runs from base 1037 to 2050 and encodes 337 amino acids. NCBI's taxonomy places the organism in Eukaryota, Metazoa, Chordata, Actinopteri, Syngnathiformes, Syngnathidae. The transcript is spliced from 7 exons.